Molecule: messenger RNA, 2336 nt
Organism: Drosophila biarmipes
Lineage: Eukaryota; Metazoa; Arthropoda; Insecta; Diptera; Drosophilidae
Product: BTB/POZ domain-containing protein KCTD9
Exons: 3
Coding region: 51-1058 (335 amino acids)
Biological process (GO): protein homooligomerization
Molecular function (GO): protein binding
Source: RefSeq, a predicted model, not a curated record
CUGAGCAUUGGCAGCAGAGUGUGUAGCUCAUUGCUGAACUGCCCAAGCAAAUGGACGGAGACCAGGAAGAUAGUGUAUCCGGUGCCAAAAGUGGCGAGCCCUCCCCGACAGGCAUCAAUAUCGCUAAUGCCAGUGGCUUCUCUCCAAACCGUUGGGUCAAGCUGAAUGUUGGUGGUCAGAUAUACGCCACCACCAUCGAUACUCUGGUAGGCAGGGAACCGGACUCCAUGCUAGCACGAAUGUUCCUGCAAGAUGGCAGCAUAAUGCCAAGCGAGCGGGACGAGCAAGGAGCUUUCCUAAUUGACCGGAGUCCUCGGUAUUUCGAGCCGAUCAUCAACUACCUACGCCAUGGCCAAUUCGUUUGUGACUCUAACAUCAGCGUACUGGGCGUCCUGGAGGAGGCAAGAUUCUUUGGUAUAUUUUCACUUGUUACCCAUUUAGAGGAGCGCCUGGGACAACAAGAGGCUCCGCUGGGUGACAAGCCACUGACGCGCAACGAUGUAAUCAAGGCCAUCAUUCAGACCUCCGUCAUAACGGAACUGCGCUUUCAAGGUGUAAAUCUUUCAGGUGCGGAUCUUCGAAAACUUGACUUCCGCAACAUCAACUUUAAGUACGCAAACAUGUCGCACUGCAAUUUGUCACACACCAAUUUGUCUCACACCUGCUUGGAGCGAGCGGAUCUUCAGUAUGCAAACUUGGAGUGUGCACAACUAGUUUCAGUUCGAGGGCUUUGCGCGAAUAUGGAAGGUGCUAAUUUGCGUGGGUGUAAUUUCGAAGAUCCAACAGGAGUGCGCACCAAUCUAGAAGGUGUUAACCUCAAAGGAGCUUGCCUGGAAAGUAGCAACAUGGCCGGUGUUAAUUUACGAGUAGCAAAUUUGAAAAACGCAAAUAUGAAAAAUUGCAACUUGCGAGCCGCAGUCUUGGCAGGUGCAGAUUUGGAAAAAUGCAACCUUUCAGGCAGCGACUUGCAGGAGGCCAAUUUGCGGGGUGCUAAUUUAAAGGACGCAGAGCUUACUUUAAUGGUGACCCCAUUGCACAUGUCGCAGGCCAUACGAUGAUUUACACAAUGGGGAUAGUAUUUGUGCAAUUACAUAUCACAUACUGGAUGUUGAUGAUUAUAACUUAUAGGUUUAAGAUUAUUGUUUGUAAAUACUUUAAAUUUUAACCAUAGCCCUAAGAAUAAACAGUAUUAAGAUUCCAAUUAAACAACUAUUUAAAUUUAUAGAAAUUAUAGAAGAAUUCAAUUCAAUUUAUUGCCGUACAUGUUUACCGCAAUCAAAAUAUAACGGUCUUUCUAUUAUUUUGAUAUGAAAUAUUCCACAGCUACUUUAAAAAAUCGCACGAUUUUCUUAUAAUUUUCAAAUAUUAAAAGGAUGAUAUUAACUAGAGUUAAUAUUUUCUGAAUUUUUUAAUUGUAUAACAAAUUAAGAUGGCCAACUUAACAAAGAUUGGGAAAAUACACGCUUACCGUGAAUAUGUAAAAUUAUUUUAACAUUACCUGGCGUGAUUUCAAUGAAAUAGAGCAUUCAAAUAUUCUCCACUUAUUAUAAAAUUAACAGAAAAAAAAUGUGUAUCUCUUUUUUCAUUUUAGAAAUGGCUAUUAAUUAAUUUCUCAUAUCAUCAGAGAUGGAAGUGAACAAAAUGAUUAAGCAUAUAUUCCGGCAUGCCAAGGGCCGUGUCUAUAAGCGGCUAAAACCUUUGAUAAAAAAAUGCAAAAUAUUAUUAUUCGAAUGGUAUCCCCUUUAAUCCUCUCUGUUAAGUCACUUCUAAGUGCCUUCCAGAAGUGACUUUGGCGAUAUCGUAUUCUCCCUCUUCUCGUGGGGAGAAAUGUGCCUCCUCGGCGACACUUCCUUUCGCAGAGAAGGACACUUUUCCAUCACCAUAAAGUAUAUAUGUAUAUUCUUGAUCAGCGUAACUAGAUGAGUCGAUCUAGCCAUGUCCGUCUGCCCGUCCGUUUCUACGCAAAGUAGUCUCUCAGCUUUAAAGCUAUCGAGCUGAAACUUUUCCGAAACUCUCCUUUUUACUUUUGCAGGUAGUAUAUAAGUCGGAACCAAUCGAAAAUCGAACGACUUAUCACAUAGCUGCAAUACUUCUUAUCGGAAAAUUAGUGGGAAAAUAAUGUGAAAUAAUAUAUAUCUGGUGUCUUGUAACAUAUAACCCCUACGCUUGGAAAUAGCAUUUUUUUAUAAAAAAUUUUUUUAUAAAAAAUGAAUGAAAUAAUCAUUUGAAAGUGCGAUUUCAGCCGCAAUGUUUUAUUAUUUUUAGUUUUUAAAUUUAGGCAGCUUAAGAAGAUUAAAUCUGUACACAAAUAAAUAAAAAUAAAUUGAAUUUCGGAA